Ostreobium quekettii is the source of this 197-nucleotide messenger RNA. The record is from the annotation of a GenBank genome assembly. Lineage: Eukaryota; Viridiplantae; Chlorophyta; Ulvophyceae; Bryopsidales; Ostreobiaceae.
CCCCGGGAGCUCCACUGAUGCUGCUGGACUUCCCCCCCGGCCAGGAGGAUCCCAUUAAGGAUGGCUUGCACCAGCACGACCUCGUUGUCGCCAUUGCCACGACGGACGCAUGCGGCUGUGCCAGCUACGUGCUGACCCACGAUGUGAUGGGAUGGGUCAGGGACACGACUUCGGCUCACGAGAACCGCCUGAUGCAG